CAAAAAAAAAAAAAUCCUUUAAGCUGUUUGACUCAGUUCAGUCAGCUGGGUGGUCUUUGGGUCAGCGUCUGCUGAACGAUUGGCCCACUGAGUUUUCAUAAAGGAUAUCAGUGAGCUUUCACCAAAGCUGGCCAAACAUCAUGGCACUACUGUCAUCACCUUCACUGUUGGACCAGGGGUGUGGGGCUUAUUAUGUGUUUGUUAUUUUGUGUCCUGAGUGUGAAUCCCCAUGUAUCUCUCAUUUGUCCUUGAUCACAACAAUUUUGACUAUUCAUGUUGUUUCAAUAUUAAAUUAGAGAAAUGUUAGCCAGAUGAAAGAACUGAGUAAGUUAAGUAGUGAUUUAAAGGUAUGUUUUCAAUUUGGUUUAAAAUAUUAGCUUAUAUUAGCACCAUUAUUUGUAAGGAGAUUUGGCACAAUGCUCAGAUGCUAUAUAAUUAGUGUAAAACGGCGUUUUGGCGACUGAAUCCAAAACACUUGUGCAUCUCUGUUCAUCCAUGGCAGCUUGGAGACACGUUACGAGGCGUCUAUUUUUAGGGAAUGUGAUCUUAAAUGUCAGGGUUCCGUUUGCAGCAUGUCUAGUUUAAGAUAUCAAGUGGAAAACUGGCAGUUGAGCGAGAGUUCACAAGUGAAAAUCCCAGGGAGGUUUGGAAAAACAGCCAAUAAAAUGACAAACCUUUGGGAUAUUUAAAUUGACCAAAUGUUCCCAUCAUGUCUGGAAAGGACACCUGCAGGACAUGAGCAGAGAGAGAAGGGGGUUACGUUUCAUAUUACCUCAAAAUUUAUAACACACGGACGUUUUCACUAUCGAAUAACAACAGCUGCUUUGCUGACCUGCUGCCCAGUUGAUGGAUGAUGUUUGGAUGAAGGCCAGACACUCGUCAAUGCUCGUUUCUCCAAUUUUUCUAAAUGUAGUCAGAAAAUCCUGCUCAGAAAUAGUAAGAAAUAGUAAAUAAUACAUUUCUACAAUUUAGUCUUAGGUCACAUGGCAAAAUGAAAAGGUUUUACUGCAACAAAUAUAAAAUAUAGGAUCAAAAACUAACUCUAAUUAAAAGCCUGUGGGGUUGCACCUUUUACCACAACAAAAGUGUGCUUCAGGUACUUGUACUUGUUAAAUGUGUCUCCCUAAAACAUAAUUUUGCAGCAUUACAAUAGCAAAAUUGUAUUGCAACAAACAGACAUGUUAUAUAUAGGUACAGUAAAAUAUUCUUUUUCCUUUUUUUUAUAUCAGUAUUAAAAAAAAAGUAUUGCAAAAACGCACUGAGGUUUGAAGUAUUUUCUUGAUAGCAGCAGCUCUGGUUCCACACAAUUUACCAGAUAAGUGUGUUUACAUGUUCUUUAUGGAGAGUAAUCACACUUCCUGUUUGAAAGACCUGGAGGAGAACACAGACACUAACAUGUAGCUGUUUUUAGAGAUGACUCUAAUAUUGCAGGACAUACAUUUAAAAAAAAAAAGAGACGAAAGAAUAACAAAAAUGAAUAAAAAUUAAAACAAAGUACCUCAACCUGAAGUACGGGCAACAACAAAAUACAUGCACAAAUAUAUAACAAUAAUGAUAUUACUACUACUAUUACUAAUAAUAAUAUCUAUUAUUAUUUUUAUUGUUAUUGGUGGCAACAAUUUAAUUAAUUUUAAAAUAUAAACAAAAAUAAUUGUUUUAAAGGAACAGUGCGACAGUAACCAAAAAUUGUUCUUUUUUUUUUAAAUCCAGGAUGGAAACAGUGGGUGGGAUCAUGGACAGUUUAUUUGUUGAUGCCAUCAGGAAUUUGAAUUACUCUUUAACUGCUCCUCUGUUCCUCACUUGGAAACCAUUCUCCAGUCUGAGCAGACCACGUUUCAAACAUCUGUACUACAGACAGGAGAGAAGACUGAACAAUGGAAGUGAAGGUAUCUGUGGACGGCGUCCCGCGUGUGGUGUGUGGAGUCACAGAGGAAACCACAUGUCAGGAAGUGGUCGUAGCUUUGGCACAGGCCCUGAGUCAACCCGGUCGCUACAUGUUACGGGAAAAGUUUAAAGAUUUCGAGCGCUGUAUGACGCCCAGCGAACGUCUCCUGGAGACCCUAGAGAAGUACGGAGAACUGGCCAAAGAGGUGCAGCUGACUUUAAUCCUCAGUGGACCUCCAGCCACCGACAAAAUGACCAGGUCCAAUGUUGGCAGAUACCAGCAGUGCCCACCGCUCAGAAGGAAAGACGCGGGAGCUAGAACACGGCAUGGGAGCAGUUCAGUGAUAUUGCACCGUCAAAGUUUGCCCACGUUGCCUGAGCAUUCAAAUGAGGAUGUGAAGAGACCUAAAAGAAAGUCUCUGACCUUCAUGGAGGAGGCCCGGGAAUGGUUGGACAGCCUGGGGAAAGGAAAGGUCUACAGUACCAGCUGUGAUAAAGAGAGCAACAAGAAGGCUGACAAAAAGAGUCGAAAACUCUCUCUCACUAGUGAGAAAGAAAACCUGGGUCGAGGCGUCAGAGGCAAAGUCAAAGGCCACAGAGGUUCCAUGUCAGCUUUGGAACUGCAGACGUCCUGCUGCAUUGGGGGUCAGACCAGGUGCAAGGAAGGCAAACACUGCAAGCACGACCAUCGGUGCGUUUCAGACUCUUAUUCUACUGAGGAUGAGAAGAACAGUCUCAAAGAGAGUGUCAUUAGUCAGCUGGCUCAACUGCAGGACCUGGAGCUGCAGAUAGCUCGUGUGGACAAGGAGAUAUCUGAGUUGGAGGAGAAGCAAAAAACUCAAAGGGCUGAGCAGGAGGCCCAGGAGAGAGCACUUAAACUGGAGAUGGAGCAGAUCAAGCUCUGGGAACACGAACUGAAGGCGGAGGAAGGUCAUGAGAAGGAGCUGCAGAGUCAGUUUGUUGACCUGAAGGACAAGGUGGUGGAGUGCAAGGUCAAACUGGAGGAGUACAAGAACAGAAUACCAGGCGUGGACCUGUUCACCACUCGGGUUGAAGAACAUUCACAGAUAGUUUCCAAAGUGGCUGCUACUGUGGUAUCAGAGACAGACGCCAAACAGCAGCAAUCAUCAGAUGCAGACAGGGCAGUUAAUGUCAACAGGAAAUUCCUGCCCAGAGACGCGUGCAGCUCUCCUCGAGCUCUGGUUCCUCCCAACCAGAUAAAAGAGCGGAGGCCCACAGGUCCAACAGAACUGAGGGAGUGGUGGACACGCUGGUCUGAAGCUCAAAGCCCACCAUUACAGGCCAAAAAGAAGGUGAUCCACCGAUCAGAACUAACCAUCUACCUCGGCAGCACCAAAGUCUGAAACCAAAUGAAAUUCCUAAACCAAGAAGGCGCUGUUACUCACAAGCACCAUGUAAUGGAUACGAGUAUUGUAUACUCAUGUUAAAGACUCUAGACAGUACUAGACGGUGGAGGAGUGGUGAGUGCUCUUGCGUUAAAGCAAGAAGGUUACCAGUUUGAAUCCCAGUGGUCCCUCCCAUGUGUGCAAAGGUUUUCAUUCAAUUUCUUCUCCAUCUAAAAACAUGCAGGAUAAUGAUAAAUAUUCACUGUAAAUUAAGCAAAGCUGUGAAUACAAGUGUGAAUCGUUGUUUGUCUCCAUUUGCCUGACAGAGAAACCAUCAUGAGCGAACUGUCCAGGAUGUACCUCCUGUGAGGCCAUUGGAUUACUUAAGCAGUAGAGGUUGGAUUGACGGAUCAUUUGUACUUUAAUUGCAAAUGUUUGUAUUUAACACCUAUAAAUCAACAUAUACUGACAUAAAGCUACUUCUUAUUUGUUUUAACGCUGUCCAAUACACGUACAGUUUACUUCUUACAGAAACAAUUGUUCAGUCUUUUAGAUUAUAAAUUGAUCUUUGAUUAUCUGCAUGUCAGAUCCUGUUGUGAUCUUGAGAUAUAUGUGUAUAUAUACAUAUACAUAUAUAUAUAUAUAUAUAUACACAUAUACAUACACACACACAUAUAUAUAAAUACACAGACACACACACAAAGGCUC
This is a messenger RNA of Cynoglossus semilaevis (tongue sole), 3938 nucleotides long. RefSeq names its product Ras association domain family member 11 (gene rassf11). The transcript is spliced from 3 exons. The coding region runs from base 1875 to 3248 and encodes 457 amino acids. Lineage: Eukaryota; Metazoa; Chordata; Actinopteri; Pleuronectiformes; Cynoglossidae. The record is from RefSeq and is a predicted model, not a curated record.